Messenger RNA from Phyllopteryx taeniolatus (common seadragon), 1442 nucleotides. RefSeq names its product lachesin-like. The record is from RefSeq and is a predicted model, not a curated record. NCBI's taxonomy places the organism in Eukaryota, Metazoa, Chordata, Actinopteri, Syngnathiformes, Syngnathidae. Bases 99 to 776 code for a protein of 225 amino acids. The transcript is spliced from 4 exons.
CUUGGCAUACAAAAGACAAAUUAUUUUGGAACAUCACGACACAACGAGUCCACACUCAGAGAAGAUGGUCUUCUACAUUUUAUUGCUGCUGGCGCUGAAUGGGUCUAACAAAAGGGUGGGACCUCUCCAUCUCUCACUCCCAUCAUACAGGUGGACAGGCAUCGGGAUUCAAAGUGAAAAUCGAUUGGAAUGGCAGAGUGACUGCCGGGUCGAGCACCACGUUCACGUGCUCAUCCAACUGCCUCGCAAACUGCACGUACUCCUGGUCCUUUUUGGGAAGCACAUUCAAUGGGAGCACGCUCACCUGGACGCCGGAUGGACUGCUCCAGUCGGUUUCGCUGCAGUGCACCGUACAAGAAAAUACAGGAGACUCCAGCGCCAUGAGGAUCAUUGUGGAAAUUGAAAAUCCAGUGGCAGUAAAAAUCAGUCCACUCGGUGCUGUCCCGUCUCUGAACCAGUCCGUAGAGCUCGUCUGUCACGUUGAUGGACCCCCGCCUCCCACCCCAUCCAGGGAGCCGGUGGACUGGUACAAAGAUGGACAGAAAGUGGUCUGGCGCGACCAUAUGCACUUGCUCCACAACACCACUCUCCGUUUUGACUCGCUGGUACCAUCUGAUGGCGGAUUCUACCAGUGUGAGAUUAUGAUGAGCAAUAGACACGUUUUGAGUCUGGGCUACCUGCUAAAUGGUGGGUCUGGAACGUAUCCCCUGCGAGGAAUUGGGGUUCACUGUAUUUUAAAAAAUGAGAUAGAUGAGGUGCAUCAUGUGACUACCUGAAAUCACAUGAGACAUGCAAAUCUCACGAGACUUCAUCCUUGACACUUCAACUCUGUGGGCAGCCAAAGGAUCAACUUUGGAAGUUCCUUUUGCUUUUCGGGAUACAGUGGUAGCUUGACUUAUGAGUUUAAUUUGUUUGGGGCCAAGCUCGUAAAUCAAUUUACUCGCAUAUCAAAUCUAUUUUCCCCAUUGAAACAAAUUGAAAUGUCAUUAAUCCAUUCCAAAUGUCAUUAAUCCACAACAACACUGUGUGCUAGACUGUGUGCCUUCAAAAGGGGCGUGGCCUAGUGAGUGACAUCAGGAACAUGGGAGGUUAGCCUCUGUGAGCCUCUGGACCUGAGUUUUGGCCUAGUGGAGCUACUUGCAAGUGUUUUUAUUUAUAAUUUGUGUUUGACUGUUUGUCCCAUUCAACAAACGGCUGAAAGUGUUUCGGCGUAUCUGAAACUUAUAACACCAAUUUUGGUGUGCAACACAAAGCAAAAAAAAAUUAAUCAACCAAGCGACAGCUCGUAUCUUGAAAAACUUGUAAGUCGGGGCAACUCAAGGUAUCCCUGUAUUUUCAGCUCGAGUUGUUAUUAUUCAUCUUUUUGCAAAUAAAACACUGAUUGGAUUCUUCCAUUACCGUUGUCCUACAACAACAUCUUUUUUUUAUUUUUAUUUUUAUUU